UGGACAUGUUGUCGCUGUGGACAUACUGGUUGAACUGUGUGCUGCUGUCAUGCAUUUUCGGCGAGCUCCAAGGAAGAUCUCUUCGCAGCCCCGAGAUCCAAGGAAGAUCUGCUCGGAGUUCUCAUCGCCUCAGCUUCCUUGACCGCACAAGAAAGCGCCCCUUCCGUCGCCACUUUCGUGUCCGCUUCGAUGAGUGCGACCUCGGCGGUAUCGUCUAUCAUCCGAACCAUCUCCGCUACUGCUUCGACACUCUCGAUGCGGCGUUCGAGCAGCGGAUCAAGGAGGGUGUGCUGGAGGGGCUUGGCUGGGAUCCCCUGAUGAAAAAGACCACGGUGGUGUGGCACCGGCCCCUCAAGCAUCGCGACCGCUUCAUUGUCGAGGGCAUGGUGACACGGUGGGGCAACAGCUCGUUUGACGUGGGCUUCGUAGGCCUGGCGUCACGGGGAGGGGCGCCCGUGUUCGAGGCACGGCACACGUUUGUUGGACUGAACAGGACGACGGGGCGGCCUGCGAGGGUGCCGUCGGUGGUCAGGGCUGCCCUUGGCGAUGCGAUGGACUACUCCAAGUUUGUGCAGGGGCGAACCAGGAGACGAAAAAUGCUGUCGUGGUUCUCGUAGGCCUAGGCAGUGGGUGCAAGUAGCUAGCUGGCCGUGGGCAAGACAGACAGACAGACAGACAUUUGUUGUGAUUGAUGGAUGCAUUUAGCUCACUAACAGUACUGUGUGUGCAUAGUGAUCGACACGGCAAGACACGGAAUGUGUGCCAAUGACAGACAGACAGACAGACAUACACAGUCAAUGUAUGCAUGUAUAUAUGUACUCGAG
Molecule: messenger RNA, 824 nt
Organism: Vitrella brassicaformis
Lineage: Eukaryota; Vitrellaceae
Source: the annotation of a GenBank genome assembly